Molecule: messenger RNA, 1028 nt
Organism: Aptenodytes forsteri (emperor penguin)
Lineage: Eukaryota; Metazoa; Chordata; Aves; Sphenisciformes; Spheniscidae
Gene: XAF1
Product: XIAP associated factor 1
Exons: 8
Coding region: 63-914 (283 amino acids)
Source: RefSeq, a predicted model, not a curated record
CGUUUUUUUUUUCCUCUCUGCUCUUAGAAGAAAGGAUAUCCAGCAGAAUAAAAAGAAAAAUCAUGACAGAAGAGAGCAGGUUCUGCAAAAAUUGUAAACGAGAUGUGUCUGCUGCCAAUUUCUCCCUCCAUGAGGCCCACUGCUUGCGGUUUCUCACUCUUUGUCCAGAAUGUGAUGAACCAGUUGCCCAAAAGGAUAUGAAAGACCAUCAAACAGAAGCACACAAGCAGGUCAGAUGUAAUCUUUGUCACCAAAGCAUGCAGCAAUACCAGUUGGAGCAUCAUGAGACCAAGGAAUGCCACAAACGAGCAAUGAAAUGCAAGAUCUGUGAGCUUGAAAUGCCCUUCAACAAGCUGCAGGAACACCUGAACACCUGUGCCAGCCGAACAGAGUGGUGUUGGGAGUGUAACAAAUACAUCAUGUACAAAGACCAGAACAAACACAAAGAUAUUUGUCAGAACAGUGCUCUGUCCUAUCAUAAGGAUGUGAACUUUCAAACCAGUGAAGCAUCCACUAAUGCAACAUUUAUUUGCCCCACUGGUACUGGAGGCAAUCUUUGUCGGAAGUGCAAUAAGUCAUUCCCAGAUGACCAGUACUCCCAGCAUCUGAAUAAAUGCAGUGUAGCCCAUAAGAUGACAAAAGUUCUUGCUGGCCAGUCAACUUCAAAACUCAGCAGUGAUCCACCACAGUCUUCUUCCUCCCUGGCUCCCUCUUCCUGCUCCGAGAAUGCAAUGGUGUGGAAAGAUGUCCGUCCCAAAGGGAAAGAAAGGGACCAGCCAUUGACCUCCAAAACCUUGCUUAAGCCCCCAAAGGACAAAAAGAUCAAAUGUCUACGUUUGACAUCUUUGAAAAAUGCUAGGAUGAAACAAAAAUCAAGCCAUGGAGAAAAAGAAGACUUUCUACAGCAUUCAUGACUACAUCUGAAAAUAGAGGCAUGUCUUCAGAUUGAACCUUCAGCUCAGCUUUAGCAAAAGGCACUGAAAGUGUGAUAGCUUUAUUGACAAAUAAAAGUGACUUGCUACUCUGGA